This is a messenger RNA of Phyllotreta striolata, 1577 nucleotides long. The record is from the annotation of a GenBank genome assembly. Lineage: Eukaryota; Metazoa; Arthropoda; Insecta; Coleoptera; Chrysomelidae.
UGUAUAGUCUUUUACUAAUUCAUGAUCAAAACUCAACUUAUUAAAACAAAGAAAAUAAAAAAAAAAAUAAAAUCAAACUCUAAUAUAAGAAAAAAAGUAUUGGUUAGUGUUCGUGCAAUCGGGAAUUAUCGUUUUUUUUGUCUAAAAAUUCGAAUUGUCUAAAAAGACAAUAUUUAAAAUAUACAGGGUGAAUCACGCUCGACGGGACGGAUAUUAUUUUGUGCAAAACGUUGAUCGAUUGCAGUUCCUGCGACAAUGUCUUCGGAAAAUCCGUCUGGAUCCGGCACGCUCGAAGAGAAGAGAAGGUCGUUUUCUGCAUUACUGGCGAAACUGGAAGAUAUGGAUUUUUCUGAUAUAUGUGGACACCAAGGCUUCGAUCCGUCGAAAAUGCGCAGAACGGUCAUGGAAAAUCCCGAAUACGAACAGAACGACGUUCUGACGAUGUGCAAAUUUUUCUUUACGCGCGGAACAAACCUCGAGAACAUAAAGAGAAGGAUCAGCGAGAUGGAUCAGCGAGUUUUGGAUACGUUAAUCCAGAGAUAUUCGUUGGUAUCCAAAGCGAACGCCGGCGAUUCGGGUUCUUCGAGGACGAGGAUCACUUUAGCCAGAAUCGCUGCGUGUUUUCCAGACCUAUCGGUCUCGUUUCUGGAUGAUUCGUCGACCAUAAGCGUGCGUCGACCGGUUUCGUUGGCGGAAAUGGGCGAGAUGUUGGGAGUUUCCUCUUUUCCACAAGUUCUUACGACCAAUAUCGUGCUGAGCAUCAUCCCUCGUGAUAAGAAUAUCAUAAAUCCUGCUGAUACGAACAAAAUUUACGUCAUUGUGAUGACCUAUGCGGCGCAGGAAGUGUGCGUAAUAAAUCCUGCGAUGGCUUCGAAAAAACUUCUCGAGCGCUUUCAUCACAAUCGUCCGUUUGCUGUGGCUGCUUACAACAGCACGUUGUUCUCGAACGAAGAAAGGUUUAAAAUUGCGAGUAGAGUGAAGGGAGUUUUUUACGUCGAAGAUGGUUCGUUGAGGCUUCUAGAUCACAUAAAUGAAGUUUAUGACUCUUGUGUUUCCUACAUGGAAGAAAGAGAGAUCACGCCAAUUACGCCGUUGUGGGAUAAAAGAAGACACGUGUAUGUUGAAUAGUAGAUCGUUUGCUUUGUAUUCGUUAAUAAUAAAACGUCCAGCACUCUGUCCUGCUGGAAUAAGCUCCUUCGGGAAGGACAGUUGGACAAACGAAUUGGUCCUGCCGGAAUUUAAAUGUCCUUCUUGAAGGACACAAUGAGCUUCCAGCAGUACGGCGACAUUUUCCAUAGGCGUCAGGAAUAUUUUUGCCAACAAUAAUUAAAAAUUAAUGAUUAGAUUAAAAGUUAUUAUUUUGUAGGACAUGAGAUUCUUUGUAUUGUCCAUAAUGUAGGUACAGUGUGCGUAACAUGCAAUAUCGAAAUAUACAUAUUUAAAUUUAAAAGUAAUAAAAAAACUCCCAAAAGUAAUAAAAACUAUAUUCUGUAAUAAAAAAAUAAAAAAAUAGGAACAUUAAAGCAAGAACAUUGAAAAAAAUUAAUAACAAAAAAUAUUAUAUUUGCGCUAAAUCA